UUGAAUGAAUAUCAAACUGCUCACAUAUUAUAUUGCUCAAUCAAACUCAUCCACUGUUUGGACCAUUCAUUCUGGAGGCUGAUAAAAUUUGCGAUCAAAAAAAUUAAAGUCAAAUCUUCUUUGUAAAAUAGCCAACUACCUCACUGAAUUACACAAUUCGUUUUACUCCAUUUCAACUCCUAGCAUGGCAGCAGAACUUGUUGGUGGUGCUCUUCUUUCCGCUUUUCUCCAGGCUGCGUUCGACAAGCUGGCUUCACCUCAAUUUGUAGACUUCUUUCGUCGAAGAAAAUUUGAUGAGAAGCUGCUCGCAAAUUUGAACAUCAUGCUUCACUCAAUCAAUUCUCUCGCUGAUGAUGCAGAGCAGAAGCAGUUCAGAGAUCCACACGUGAAAGCAUGGUUUUUUGCUGUCAAAGAGGCCGUGUUUGAUGCAGAGGAUCUCUUGGAUGAAAUAAACUAUGAACUCACCAGAUGUGAAGUGGAAGCUGAAUCUCAAUCUCAAUCCAUCACUUACAAGGUAUCAAACUUCUUCAAUUCCACUUUCCGUUCAUUUAACAAGAAAAUUAACUCCGGGAUGGAAGAUGUCAUAACAAAAUUAGAAUAUCUUGCAAAGAAAAAGGAUGCUCUUGGCCUGCAACGGUAUAGUUAUUCUGAAGUGCCACAGAAAUUGCCAUCAUCUUCUUUGGUGGUUGAAAGUGUUAUUUAUGGCAGAGAUGCCGACAAACAAAUUAUCUUUAAUUGGCUCACUUCGAAAACUGACAAUCAUAACCAUCCAUCCAUACUUUCCAUUGUGGGCAUGGGUGGAUUGGGUAAGACCACACUCGCCCAGCAUGUGUACAAUGACCCCAAGAUCGACGAUGCAAAAUUUGAUAUCAAAGCCUGGGUCUGUGUUUCAGAUCAUUUUGAUGUUUUGACAGUGACAAAAACAAUUCUUGAGUCAAUCACUGGUAAAAAAGAUGAUAGUGGGAACCUAAACAUGGUUCACAAAAAUCUGAAAGAAAAUUUGUCAGGAAAGAAAUUUCUUCUUGUUUUGGAUGAUGUUUGGAAUGAAAGACGAGAAGAAUGGGAAGCUGUGCAAACUCCUCUUAGCUAUGGGGCUCCAGGAAGUAGAAUUCUUGUCACAACACGUGCUGAGAAAGUUGCUUCUAACAUGAGGUCUAAAGUGCAUCACCUAAAGCAAUUAGAAGAGGAUGAAUGCUGGAAGGUUUUUGAAAAACAAGCACUAAAAGAAGAUGAUCUUGAAUUGAAUGAUGAGAAAAAGAAGAUUGGUAGAAGCAUAGUUGAGAAGUGCAAAGGAUUACCCUUAGCUUUGAAAACAAUUGGAUGUCUUCUCCGCACAAAAUCAUCCAUUUCGUAUUGGAAAAGCGUAUUGGAAAGUGACAUAUGGAACUUACCUAAAGAACUUGAAAUUAUCCCUGCUCUGCUAUUGAGUUAUCAGCACCUUCCUUCUCAUCUCAAGAGGUGUUUUGCUUAUUGUGCAUUAUUUCCGAAAGGUUAUGUUUUUAACAAGAAAGAGUUAAUUUUGUUAUGGAUGGCUGAAGGUUUUCUCCGUCACUCUCAACAUAUCGAGAAUGUAGAAGAGAUUGGUGAACAAUAUUUCGAUGAUCUAUUAACGAGGUCUUUUUUUCUUCAAUCAAGCAUUAAAAUGCAAUUUGUCAUGCAUGACCUUUUGAAUGAUUUGGCAAAAUAUGUUUGUGGAGACUUUUGUUUCAGGUUGAAAUUUGAUAAAGGAAACUAUAUACCCAAGACAACCCGUCAUUUUUCAUGUUCAUUCCAUGACCUAGAAUAUUUUGAUGGUUUAGGGAAUUUAACUAAUGCUAAAAGACUGCGUUCAUUUCUUCCAAUUACAAGUAAUAGUUCCUUUAGUGGUAUCCCUAAUCAGUUCAAGAUUUUGAUACAUGAAUUGUUCUCCAAGUUCAAGUUUUUACGCGUCUUAUCUUUCAAUGGAUGUUCUGAGCUUACAGAGGUCCCUAAUACUAUUUGUAAUCUUAAACAUCUCCAUUCGAUAGACCUUUCUUAUACUCAUAUACAAAAGCUACCCGAUUCAAUAUGUUUGCUCUAUAACUUGCUAAUACUGAAGUUGAACUAUUGUGUAUAUAUGGAGGAAUUACCCUCAAAUUUGCAUAAACUCACCAAAUUGUGUUGCCUGGAAUUUAAAAGAACAAACGUGACAAAGAUGCCAAUGCAUUUUGGAGAAUUGAAAAAUCUUCAUGUACUGAGUACAUUUUGUGUUGAGAGAAAUGGUGAGGUCAGUAUUAGGGAGCUAGGAGGACUCAAUCUUCAUGGAAGGCUAUCAAUCAAUGAGGUGCAGAAUAUUGUGAAUCCUUUGGAUGCAUUAGAAGCAAAUUUGAAAAAUCAACAGCUUGUGGAACUUGAGUUAAAAUGGAAUUCGAAUCGCAUCCCCGAUGAUCCAAGGAAAGAAAAAGAAGUUCUCGAGAAUUUACAUCCUUCCAAUCACUUGGAGCAUUUGUCAAUUAGGAGCUAUUAUGGUACACAAUUUCCAAGUUGGGUAUUCGAUAAUUCGUUAUCAAAUUUGGUGUUCUUACAAUUGGAGAACUGUAAAUAUUGCCUAUGCUUGCCUCCCCUUGGACUAUUGUCUUCUCUGAAGUCCCUCCUGAUUAGAGGGCUUGAUGGAAUAGUGAGCAUUGGUGAUGAAUUUUUUGGGAGCAACUCUUCUUCGUUCACGUCCUUGGAAAGAUUGGAAUUCUACCAGAUGAAGGAAUGGGAAGAAUGGGAAUGUAAAACUACUUCUUUUCAACGUCUUCAACAACUUUCUAUCAAUCAAUGUCCUAAGCUGAAAGGUAUGCCAGAGAAACUUCUUCAUUUAAAGAAUCUAUUUAUUGAUUCUUGUGAUAAGCUCAUAAUUAGCGUAAACACCAUGGACACAAAGUCACUUCAAAUCUUGAGUAUUCGUUCAUGCCCACUUGUGAAUAUCCCCGUUACCCAUUACAAUUGCCUUGAACGAAUGACAAUUGAUGAUGGCUGCGACUCUCUUACAAUCUUUCAACUUGAUUUCUUCCCGAAGCUCCAUUUUCUUCAAUUGAGAAGGUGUCAAAACCUAAAAAGACUUUCACAUGAGCACGCUCAUAAUCAUCUCAAGGGACUAACAAUUCAGGAUUGCCCUCAAUUUGAAUCAUUUCCCAGUGAAGGAUUGUCUGCAACGUCGCUACAAAUGAUUGUAAUUCGAGGAGCGGAGAUUUUGAAGUUGUUGCCAAAACGCAUGAAAAUCCUACUUCCGUCUCUUACUGCGCUGCAGAUAAUUGACUGUCCACAAGUAGAGAUGUUCCCAAGGGGAGGUUUGCCAUCAAACAUAAAACAUGUGUCUCUUUCAAGUUUGAAACUUAUCACAUCCCUAAGAGAGACCUUGGAUGCGAACAUAUGUCUUGAAAGGUUGUAUAUUGAAAAGGUGGAUGAGGAUUGUUUUCCGGAUGAAGGUUUGCUGCCACCCUUUCUUGCUUCUCUAGCAAUCUAUGAUUGUCCAAAUCUCAAAACGCUGAGUUACAAUGGUCUCUGCCACCUCUCCUCUCUCACACUUCAUAAGUGCCCUAGCCUUCAAUGCUUACCAAAGGAGGGUCUGCCCAAAUCCAUCUCUGCUCUUGAAAUCUGGAACUGUCCAUUACUCGAACUACGUUGUAAGAAUCCAGAAGGCGAAGAUUGGGGAAAGAUUGCUCACAUCGAAAAACUGAUGGUUUGGUAAUAAGGUGAAGCAAAAAUUCAAAAUUAGAUGUGCAAAAUUCCAAUUUGUCCAUCUCUUCUAGAGGUACUAAUUCUCCAUAAUGUAAGACAUGUAACUCUCUCAAGUUUUAAACUUAUUACAAAGCAGAAUUAGAAGGGUCUCUUUCACCUCUCCUCUCUCACACUUCAUAAAUGCCCCAACCUCAAAUGCUUACCAGAGAAGAGUCUUCCUUCAUCAAUUUCAAUUCUUGAAGGCUGCCUCUAUUGCACGUAACAUGCCAACUCCACCAAUGUUGUUAACAUCUACAAGAUAGCAAAAUACCCGACUGACUAACGAAAUUCAAAGUAGGGGAUUCAUUUUUCUUGAAAAGGGUUUAAAUGUGGAGAUUUUAUCAUAUAUCAACAUUCUCAAUGUAUUUAAUCAGACACUGCAUGAGAAUAAAACAAAAACAGUGCUGUCUGAUGAGGCCCAAUUUAACUUGUUAGCCGUUGCUAGGACUCGGGUUCAAUCCCCAAAUCCUUGGCAACGACGCUAAAAACUUGUUAGCUCAAAAAAUACUUGUUGGGCUCGAUUUCGGCAAGUGCACCGAAUCGUUCAAGUAAUAAACCGGUAAGACCGGGUAUCGUUUUCCCAAGAGACUCGUAAUACUAGAGA
Vigna angularis (adzuki bean) is the source of this 4327-nucleotide messenger RNA. RefSeq names its product putative disease resistance protein At3g14460. The record is from RefSeq and is a predicted model, not a curated record. Bases 185 to 3694 code for a protein of 1169 amino acids. The transcript has a single exon. Gene Ontology annotation, biological process: defense response to other organism. Gene Ontology annotation, molecular function: ADP binding. Lineage: Eukaryota; Viridiplantae; Streptophyta; Magnoliopsida; Fabales; Fabaceae.